UAUUCUAUAUCUUUCUUUCUCUUUUUAAACACAUACACUCCUCUAUUUUUUCACCCUUUUGGGCGACUUUUAUGGGUGAACGACGGCGUUCCUUCAUCCUAUUUUGUCUUCAGUUCCGUGGCACUUUUUCUCCCCCAAUGUGUCUCUUGUUUUGAACUGCAAUGGGCUCGUUUCGACUGUAUUGGCCUUCGAUUGUUAUCGGUCAAAUCCAUCAAGGUGUUGAUUACUCUAUUUUCGAGCAAAUCGCAAGUGCAAAAACAACAAAGGAAACAUGGGACAUGUUUAAGAUGUCAUACAAAGAAGUUGAUCAAGCUCAAAAGUCUAAAUUGCAGUUGUUGAGAAGAUUGUAUGAUCGAUGCAAGUUGACAACUACAGAGACAGUGGAACAAUACUUCUCUCAUCUCAUUGAUAUCAUCUACAAUAUGAGGUUAAAUGAAGAAAAAAUUACACACAGCACUGUAGUUAAGAAAGUUCUUCGAACCCUGCCGAGGAAAUAUGAUCAUGUUGUGGCCUCUAUAAUUGAGUCCCAUGAUACUGAAUUCUUAUCUGUUGUGGAGCUGAAAAGCAUGAUUGAGAGCCACAUCAAUCAAAUUGCAGCAAAAACAGAAAUACCAAUUGAAGAAGCCUUGAAAUUCCAAAUUAAUUUGGACUCAAAUGAUUAUUCAAACAUGGAAGGGCUGAACAGAGACCAUGAAAGAGAAAGAGGAAAUUUCUGGGGACGAGGCCAUGGGAAUAACACAUCACAUAAUAGGGAAAGAGGUAACAACCAAGAUAAAUUUCUUUUCAUAGUUAUAAUUGUGCCAAGUAUGGACACAUGAUUGCAUAUUGUUGGAAAAGGAAUUUUAAGAACCAAGAACAUCUUGCCGAGAACUCUGGUGAAUACGUUAAAGAGGCUGAAACUCUAUUGUUAGCUAGUGAUAUGGUUUAUGCAAAUAAGAACACAUGAUUUUUUUAUAUAUAUAUAUAUCA
Messenger RNA from Andrographis paniculata, 969 nucleotides. RefSeq lists its product as uncharacterized. The coding region runs from base 162 to 818 and encodes 218 amino acids. The transcript is spliced from 2 exons. The record is from RefSeq and is a predicted model, not a curated record. NCBI's taxonomy places the organism in Eukaryota, Viridiplantae, Streptophyta, Magnoliopsida, Lamiales, Acanthaceae.